UGAAGAAUGAAUGAAGAACAAAGGCAGCAGUAGAACACACGCCAAUGUGAAAUGUUCGGGACAGAUCCUCUAUCAGUCAAACUGUUGGUGUAGCACCUGUCAUAGGUCGAUGCAGCUCAAAGUGCGUCACAAAAGCAGGUCCAUGGUUCUUAAUCAAAGACCUGGCUCAUUAAAUGUACGUCCAAACAGUUCGAUGAGCUGUCGCAUCAUCAGGCAGACUGCUCCAGCUGCAGCGGACUCAGAGGACCUGAGGGGCCGCACCGGUUCACUGUGUGUGAGACACAUCUUCCGGUGAACCAUGGACCAUAAAGUGCUUUGUAAUGUUGAAUACAUAUAAAGUCCAAUGGAAUGGAAGUGAUACCCAUGGUUGCGCUAGCAAUGAACCCCGGAAGUAGUAGUAUCCAUGGUAACAGUAUAUGGCAGCGCUACAGCCGGAGAAGAGUCCGCUGUAUUCAGAUAACGCUGGAGCUCAUCCUCCGUCCAAUGGCCCGAAAAGCACUGAAAGUGUUGGUUGAGUUGAAGUUCCGAGCGGUUUCUUGUCCUGGAGUCCAUCUGCCAGCCAAGGAUGAUAUCUACCUCAGCAUGUGCUUCAUGGGUCAGUACUGUCAGUCGGAAUGUCUCCCUGCUGUCUUUCCUCUGCUGUUUCAUGAGAGGAUGACCUUUGAAAAGAUUUUCCGGCAUGCAGUUGACCCUGGAGACAUCGCUGUAAUGCUUGAAUAUGAGACGGUCUCUGUUGAACUGCUGCAGCUGAUUCCUCCAGCGGCGGACACUCUGGCCUGCUUUGAAGAAGAUGCUCGACGUUUCUUAUUCCCAGAGCCCAAACUGGUUCCCUCGUCCUCUGGAGUGGAUCGAGAGGUUCUGAUGACCCGAGCUCCUCACUUUCCAGGUAUUGCUCCAAGGUUGGAGUUUUCCACCAAAACGACCAUCAUUGAGUGCUCAGCUGAUGCAGAGAUCAACAUUUACCCCAAUGUACCCAUGAGGCCGGUGAUAAAGAGGAGCAGGAAACAUUCCCUGUCCCCUCUGAGAGCUGGAGACACACAGCGUCUGGCCCGGCUCAGCCUGGACUCUGCAGCUCCCGGCCCAGCCAACUGGGACACACGCAGCUCCUCCCAACCUCAGCUGGACCUGCAGGCCUGCUCACUGCGUCAUCACUCUCCUGUGGCCGAUCCUUCUGCCUCGCCCCAGCGCUCUACAUUCUUCACCAGCUCCUCUUCACCUUUGACCAGGUCUUCAUCCAAAGUGAGGUAUUCUCCAGCUGGCAGACGGAAAUCCUCCUCCAAUGGUUUGGUUGGAGGGAUAUCAGAAGAUGACUCCAGUUCUUCAGAGAUACAUGAACCCCUUGCCCACCACCAAGGUCCUGACCCUUCAGGGCUGUGGUGCUCUUACAGGGAACAGGCCAGGCACAGCAGGUCUCAAUCCAGCUCUGAUCACAGAGAAUGGGAAGAGGUACAAGCGCGUGUUCGGGGACUCCUUACGACACCAAAAGCUGUACGGAGACUUGCCUGUGGGGCCACACACUCCGAGGUAGAUGAGGUUUUGGCCAGGAGGUCCAUCUCUCCAGGUCCACCGUAAUGACCUGGCCAGACUCUGGAAAGGGAAAGUCACCUUGUCAAUUAAGUGUCCAGAUGUCAAGACUCUCCUGAUGUGUGUGUAUGUGUAUAUGUGUAUGUGGUUUUGACAUUUACAUGUCCACACAUGAAUGUGUUUUUGUGUUUAAGGUAAAAAUAA
This is a messenger RNA of Anarrhichthys ocellatus (wolf-eel), 1728 nucleotides long. It is a transcript of the gene spata6l, whose product is annotated as spermatogenesis associated 6-like. NCBI's taxonomy places the organism in Eukaryota, Metazoa, Chordata, Actinopteri, Perciformes, Anarhichadidae. The record is from RefSeq and is a predicted model, not a curated record. Gene Ontology annotation, biological process: spermatogenesis. The coding region runs from base 349 to 1572 and encodes 407 amino acids. Gene Ontology annotation, molecular function: myosin light chain binding. The transcript is spliced from 13 exons. Gene Ontology annotation, cellular component: sperm head-tail coupling apparatus.